AUGUCCACCACCUCCGCACCCACCGACUACACCGCCCCCGCGCGCGCCGUCAUCCAGCCCGACCCCGCGACCUCCGCCCUGGUCGCCACCACCCUGCCUCUCCCCGCCCCCAGUGCAGACGACUACAUCAUCGCCGUGCGCGGAACCUCGCCCUGUCUUGGCGAGCUGACGUGGGAGCUCGCGUUCCCCACGCUCUUCACGCACCGCACCCACCGCGUGCCGGGCACGGAGGGCGCCGGCGUCGUGCUCGCGUCGCCCGCCGGCGCCGCCUUCGCGCCGGGCGACGCCGUCAUGUUCCGCCUCGACGCGUGGCUUUCCGGCACACUGCGCGAAGUCACGCUCGUCCCCGCCGCUAAUGUUGCACGCAAACCGCAAAGCCUUGGGUGGAGUGAGGCGAGCGCGACGCCGCUCUCGAGCCUCACGGCAUGGCAGGGGCUAUUUGAGCAUGGCGUGUUGGACGCGGAGGGCAUUGAAGGCAAGGGGGGCAAGGGGAACGAUGGGAAGAAGGUGCUCGUGACGGGCGCGAGUGGGUCGGUGGGGAUGUGGGCGCUGCGGUUCGGCACGGCCGCGGGCGCGACGAUGGUCGCGCUGGGCAGCGGGGCGAAAGGGGAUGAGAUGCGGGCAGCCGGCGCGGCUGAAGUUAUCGACUAUCGGACGCAGCGGGUGGACGAGUGGGCGAAGACAAAUGCCGUCGACCAAGUCCUGGACUGCACGGGCAAGGACACGGGCGCGGUGUGGGCCGCGCUCAAGCCCGGCGGGCGGUUUUUGUCGGUGUGCGUCGACCCGACGCAGACACAGCCGCAGGAUAAGCACGUCCAAGUCGCCAAGUGGUUCCUCGUGUCGCCGCGCGGGAGCGACCUCGCGCGUAUCGCCGACCUCAUUGAUGCGCAUGGAUGGCGCCCUAUCAUCGAUAGCGUCGUGCCGUUUGACGAGUUCCAGGCCGCGUACGAUAAGGUCGACGGCGGCAAGGCCGCGGGCAAGGUCGUCAUCACCGUGGCGGAGGAGUAGUGGAGAGCAGCUGCGUGGGAAGCGGUGCGAUGCACGCGUGAGGAGUCGUGUCGGAAGGCGAGGGCUUGCCCCUCCUCAUGGUCCCAUGGAUCUGUGG
Molecule: messenger RNA, 1105 nt
Organism: Cutaneotrichosporon oleaginosum
Lineage: Eukaryota; Fungi; Basidiomycota; Tremellomycetes; Trichosporonales; Trichosporonaceae
Cellular component (GO): mitochondrion
Molecular function (GO): oxidoreductase activity
Source: RefSeq, a predicted model, not a curated record